UCUCUCUUCCUAGGCCUCAAAUCCUAAGGCCAGCGGAGAUGGGAAACCACUUCCGCCGCCUUGAGACGCCCGCCUGCGCCUAGGGUUUCGCUUAUCGGCGUUCCGCCGCCCGAGGCGCCUCCACCAGCACCACUUCCGCAGGCGGCGAGAGCAUGUCGGCAAUGCAGUCGAAUGUGGCUCUUCUUCGGUCUCUCUGCUGAUAAUGGCGCUCGAUCGCUGCUUCCUGUGAUGGUUUCUUCGGCUUGGAAUGAUGCGCGUGUUCGCGAUGCUUGUGCUUUGUCUUCACUUGGGUACUCUUUGUUGCGCAAUAAACAAAUUGAGACCUGCACUAAGCCCUGCCAGAUCACCUGAAGUUUUGCCCAAGGCAAUCAUGGGACCAGGACCUGCCCCAGCUUUUGCUCCAAAGCAUCAUGUACACAGUCAUGGUCCUCUUGCAAAACAUCACCACAGAAUGCGUCAUGCUCCAUCACCAACAUUAUCUAUUCCACCAAGAGGCCAAGCAGAUUGCGAUGAAGUGAUAUGUUCUGAACCACUUACUUCGACUCCAAUUGGUUCACCUUGUGGUUGUGUAUCACCGAUGCGAGUAGUUAUUGAUUUAGGGGUGGCUCCAUAUCUGUUAUUUACACAUAUUGCAGAAUUUGAAGUUGAGGUUGCAACAGGCACAUUCUUGAAACAGAGCCAGGUAAAAAUCAUGGCUGCAUUUGGUCUUAUCCAGAAUCAAGGGAAGACACGAGUUACUAUUUACUUGGUACCUCUUGGUGAGAAGUUUGAUACCACAACAGCUUUGCUUAUUUAUGAGAGGCUUUGGCAGAAAAAGGUGCCCAUUGAGAUCUCACUGUUUGGUGAUUAUGAAGUGAUAUAUGUUCAUUAUCCAGGACUUCCUUCUUCCCCACCAUCUGUAUCUGAUGGAUCCACAGAGUUCAGGCCUAGCUACAAUGGAAACCACCAAUAUCCCUUUACAGCAGAUGUUUCAAGUGGCCGAGCUCGAAAAUUGAAUGCUGGAAUCAUUGCUGUAAUUUCAGUUUCCUCGUUCACCCUUAUAUUGGCUUGUAUUGGUAUUGUUCUUUUUAUCUUGAAGUGGAAAAAUCUCAGGCAACCAUCUCCUCCUCAGGGCUCUGCAGUUACCCAAUCAGAUACUGGAAGAUCUGGCAUCAAGUCCACUAUAUCAAAUAGCGUGGCUAGCUCACCAUCGGCUUCCUUUAUUUCGGUUAUGGCUGCUUGUCCACCAUCAUUGAGGACAUUUUCAAUGGCAGAGCUUGAGAAAGCUACAGAUAAGUUCUGUUCAGAAAAAGUAUUGGGUGAAGGUGGUUUUGGACGAGUUUACCAUGGGAUAAUGAAUGAUGGAAACGAAGUUGCAGUUAAAUUGCUGAAUAAGGGGAAUCAAAAUGGAGAGCAUGAGUUCAUUUCAGAAGUAGAGAUGGUUAGUCGACUGCAUCACCGAAAUCUUGUCAAAUUGAUUGGUAUUUGCAUUGAAGGAAAUAAAAGAUGUCUGGUUUAUGAGCUUGUUCGGAAUGGAAGUGUUGAGUCCCAUCUGCAUGGUGCUGACAAGAAGAAAGGACCUCUGGACUGGGAUGCACGGAUGAGGAUUGCUCUUGGUGCUGCUAGAGGCCUAGCAUAUCUACAUGAAGAUUCCAAUCCUCAUGUUAUACAUCGUGAUUUUAAGGCUAGUAAUAUACUACUGGAGGAAGAUUUCACAGCAAAGGUGACAGAUUUUGGCUUGGCAAGAGAAGCAUCUGAAGGAAGCCAACAUAUUUCGACUCAGGUCAUGGGGACGUUCGGGUAUGUUGCACCAGAGUAUGCAAUGACAGGACAUCUACUUGUUAAGAGUGAUGUAUACAGCUACGGGGUUGUGUUGCUGGAGCUUUUAUCUGGUCGGAAGCCUGUCUACAUGUCUGAGUCUGAGGGGCCAGAGAACCUUGUAACGUGGGCACGCUCUCUCCUGGCUAGCAGGGAAGGAGUGGAGAAACUGAUGGAUCCAUCAUUGCAUGGAAAAUGUGACCUAGAUGAUGUGGCCAGAGUUGCAGCCAUAGCUUCAAUGUGUGUUCAUGCCGAGCCAUCUCAAAGGCCAUUCAUGGGAGAAGUUGUACAGGCCCUGAAGUUGAUAUACAACGACAUGGAGGAGACUUGUGAAGGUUCAUACAGCCAGAAAGAGUCAUCAACUGGUAUGGAUGAUGACUACAGAGGAGAUUUUGGAGCUGAGAGUAGCUGGUGGAGGAACGGGGUUUCCCCAUUGUCAUACAGGCAUGGCUCUCCCUUCAUAACCAUGGACUAUAGUUCAGAUCCAAUGGACGAACUGCAGAGGCCCCAUUCAACAUCUCAGUUGGCUUCUAGGACUGAAGCAAGGUACAACAGGUCUGGUCCUUUAAGGACGAAGAAGAAAAUAUCUGAUAGAUUGAGAGGAAGCAUCAGUGAACAUGAGCACCAUUCACGGCAUCUGGGUAUGAAAGAUCAUUACGGCUCAAGUUUGUGAACGGUGAUUCUGUUUCUCACUUUUUUUUCUUCUUUUUAUUGUAUAGCUUUGUCAUAUAGUUUUUUGUGCUUUGGGCAUCCCAUGAGCUUCUGAUUUUGGAUGACAGUGAUUCAUUUCUUGUGAAUUCCAUGUGUGUUGGAUUAUGUUGUGGCUGUCGCCGAAGUUAGCUGGUAAUGUUUUGUUAGUUUCUAACCUACUGUUGGGUUUUCGUGUUUGUUAGUUGUUUCCUUUGCCAAAUUGAAUAAUUGGUGGCUGGCAGCUAAAAUUAUUGUUAGACUUGCUCAA
Molecule: messenger RNA, 2755 nt
Organism: Musa acuminata subsp. malaccensis (wild Malaysian banana)
Lineage: Eukaryota; Viridiplantae; Streptophyta; Magnoliopsida; Zingiberales; Musaceae
Product: receptor-like serine/threonine-protein kinase ALE2
Biological process (GO): protein phosphorylation
Molecular function (GO): protein kinase activity; ATP binding
Source: RefSeq, a predicted model, not a curated record